This is a messenger RNA of Cooperia oncophora, 384 nucleotides long. NCBI's taxonomy places the organism in Eukaryota, Metazoa, Nematoda, Chromadorea, Rhabditida, Trichostrongylidae. The record is from the annotation of a GenBank genome assembly.
AUGGUGUGGUGCCGAUUCGAUAUUUCUAAAGGACAUCGGUAUCGAGUGGCCCCUCCGAACCUUCAACCACAAGUACACCAUCUUCGUAAGUUGCAUGGAAGCCAAACUUCUUUGUUGCAUUCCGAGCAACUUAUUCGUGACUUUAGGCUUCCUGUGGAGUUGAGCCCCAGUUUUACAUUGAACCCAGGAGAUGUGAAAAUGGUCCACCAUCUGCGCAGUGGUGGCAAACUAGUGAUACAGAAGAAGAAAAACGGCGACGUUGCCUAUGCGCUAAAUUGUCCUGAUGGCAGGAAGGUGUUCCUGGAGAAGACGAAGGAAAACGCCGUCUUGUCGCUGACCGAUGCACAGGGACAUUCAAUCAAAACAUUAGCUUGUGAAUUCUAG